This is a messenger RNA of Corticium candelabrum, 2054 nucleotides long. RefSeq names its product protein CFAP20DC-like. The coding region runs from base 225 to 2054 and encodes 609 amino acids. The record is from RefSeq and is a predicted model, not a curated record. Lineage: Eukaryota; Metazoa; Porifera; Homoscleromorpha; Homosclerophorida; Plakinidae. The transcript is spliced from 10 exons.
ACUAGAAAGCGUGACGUUAGAUAUUUGCUCUUGAAAUAACCUAUGUAGGUGCAUGUACUUUAUUGAAUUAGUUUGUAUAAUGUUGUUUGUAUCUUUGUUUGUAAAAUGCCGUUGAGAGCGUUGCGACGACCAUUUAUUGUUUAGCUAUCUAGCGUGCGUUAAUUAUUAGCGUGCGUUAAUCAUUAGCGUUGCCAGGGUUAUCCCGGAUACACGGUUCAAGUAAAAUGCUCAAGAGCCGUUUUCAGGGAGGAUUAUUUGUGGAGGUCUUCAGCGCCCACGGAAGAAAUCCCGCCUCGGAAUGGAAAUUGAGUGGCACAGCAUCUUCUAUUAGACGAGAAUAUGACAAGGAAGUGAAGGGUUAUGUGUAUGUAUUGGAAGGAGGGCCAACUCUUACCAAAAUGAGUCUUCCAAAGGACGAAAAACAAUGCUUGGGUCUGGUUCAACCAAUGAUCGUCUUCCAGUUGUAUGUUAGUCAUGGUGAGAGAUUUUCUAUUGAUUUGACUGUGUCCGACAUCUUGAAAAGUAAGAGACACAUCUUCCUGUCAUCGUCUCACAAAGAGUUAUCAUGCAAUCCACUGCAUGCAAGGAUACCACUAGCUACACUAACAAGAGGAGUGUGGUUGAAUUUUUGUAUCGAUCUUGUGUCUCUUGUUGGGCACGUUUUUCGUGGAGAAACAUUUAGUGCUCUUGAGAGAAUAUCCGUCAGUGCUGCAUGCAAAAUCAGGAAAAUCUUCACACUGAAAAAUCGACCUGUAGAAACAACCACAGAUCGAAGAGCAACUACAGAAACAGAAAAUGACUUUCAAUUGAUUCCUAAGGCUGUGCAGAUUCCAUCAUCUGAUAUUACAGUUCUAACUCAAGUAUUUACUAGCAUGUCGUUGCAGUCGACUCGUAACUCUGAUUCUGUGUGUUCGACUUCUUCGCUUGCCACCUCAAGGAAAUCGGCAACAGAAUCACGAAGAUUCCCGAGAUCACGACAGCAACAGGCGUCGAGUGUGUCAAGAAAACGAUCGGCUAGAAAACGAAAUGAAGGACAAUCAUCAGCAACAGCAAUUGUUGCAUCCUCUAGUCAGCCUUUACCCAAACCUCCAAUCGCUAAUGGAGAUUCUCUCCCCACACUUCCAGUGCACGACUUUCGAAGCUCUCCUCCUUCUAACAAAGAGAUUCCAUCUGCUGUUGAAAUGGAAAUUCAUUUCGCCCAUCCCACAUCCUCUCAGAUGGAUGACAGUUUGUCAGACAGAAUAACAGCCGAGAUGAUAAGCAAGACAAAUGAAGUAGAAAUGGAAGGAAGUAAAAGCACCGACCAUUCACUGUAUUUGUAUGUCUCUCCUCCUCAUUCGGCACGUCAUCGUCGACCCACAGCUGAUGCGGAUGUUACCAUGCCGACGGCCGAUGCUUGGCCAUCAGUUGAGUCAGAUGACGAGCUAAACAGUUCACAUGGAACAAGCAGCAGUUUACGUGGAGCCGCAUAUGAUGGUGAUUUUCUAAGUGGAGGAGAUGCUAGUGAUGAGGAUGCGAUAGAAGAUCGUGUCAGCAGACUGAGGAUGGAACAAAAAGACAAAAAUAUAGAGACGGAGGACGGACAUCUGCAAGUACCGCUAAUGAAUCAGACGCGACUGUCUGAUGAUUAUGACUGGCGGAACUACCAGAGCAGUUCUACGUCUGCAGCAAGCUCAUUUAGUGGUCUACCAGGCAGACUAGUAGACCAGUCAUUCGAUGUGAGUAUUGCCGAUGAUGAUGGGGGAGACAGCCUUGACUCAAGUGAAGGAGAACCAAGAGCUGUAUCAGUUAAUUGGCAACCAGAACACGCAAGUGCACACAGCCAACCAUCAAAUGCUCGAGCGAUGGGUGGCAUGUUGAGUCCACCCAUUCCAUUACAACAACCUUCCGAUGAACACCAACUAGAAGACGACCAACCAGAAGCCAACGGAAACACAUCAGAAUCAGACAAUGCUGACAACACAGACAGUGAAGAAGAACUCGAAGUAUUAUAUGACCCAUGCCUCAAUUGCUACUACGACCCCAAAACACAUAAGUACUAUGAACUAGCAUGA